Mugil cephalus (flathead mullet) is the source of this 937-nucleotide messenger RNA. RefSeq names its product isochorismatase domain containing 2 (gene isoc2). NCBI's taxonomy places the organism in Eukaryota, Metazoa, Chordata, Actinopteri, Mugiliformes, Mugilidae. The coding region runs from base 246 to 839 and encodes 197 amino acids. The transcript has 7 exons. The record is from RefSeq and is a predicted model, not a curated record. Gene Ontology annotation, cellular component: cytoplasm.
AACAGUGGCUGUGAUUGGUUUAAAGACACGUCAAUUUUCACGACGUGUAAUUCUAUUGGACGGUGUGAUUCAAUGAGGGCGGAGUUUAUCAGAGAAGGACUCGCUGUUGAACUUGUGUGCCUUAUCAGCUCCAUGCUAGGAGUUGUUACACGUGAAAUUACACUUUAACCUGACAGUUAACUCUCCAAGAUCUUGAGCCUGUCGCCCUUUGCUCCCGACCACAUUUGGACUAUAAAAGAAACAACAUGGCGAAAAUUGGCCGACUCUCAACCAAGGAUGCAGUCCUCUUCCUGUGUGACAUGCAGGAGAAGUUCAGACCCAACAUCUUCCAGUUCACCAACAUUGUCAGCAAUGCGUCCAGAUUGCUUCAGGCCAGUCGCGUUCUGGGCAUCCCCUCUAUUUUGACGGAGCAGUAUCCUAAAGGCCUGGGACCCACUGUGCCAGAGCUGGGAGCAGGGGACCUGACAGCUCACGCUAAAACUUCAUUUACCAUGAUGAUAGAGGAGGUGGAGAAGCAGCUGGAGGCCCUGGGGAACCCAAAGCAAGCCAUACUGUGUGGAAUUGAAGCACACGCCUGUAUUGCAUGUACAACUUUCGAUCUGCUGGAGAAGGGGAUGGAGGUCCAUAUUGUCGCUGAUGCCGUCUCAUCCAGAAGCCAGACGGACCGUUUGUUUGCUCUGUCUCGGCUGAAGCAGAGCGGAGCUUUCCUCACCACCACGGAGGGCGUUCUGCUGCAGCUGGUUCAAGAUGCCAAACACCCCAACUUCAAGGAGAUCCAGAAGCUUCUGACCCACCCGUCCCCUGACACAGGCCUCCUGGCCUUCUUCAGCGCUCUGUAGAGAGAUCGUCUGUCAUUGCGUCCAACUGUACAGAAAUCCAAAGCUACCAACCUGCUGUUAAAGUCUAUAAAAUAAUAAAGCAAUAAUAUCACUUCAAA